AGUGCAUUCCUUCGUGAAGCAUACCGCCGAUUAACUGGGGAUUCUGCGGCUGCACGGAACUUGUCCGAGAAGGAAGUUGGCAGUCGGAUACAAGAGGUACUGGAUCACGAGGAUCCUGACAUCUUGUGGGACUUGAGAGUAAACAACACUGGACGACCGGAAGACUAUCCACUUUUCCUGCAGAAGUGCCAGGAUUAUAUAAAAGGCAAGGUAGAGACGGCAGUAGAUGAUAGACGACACGAUAAUGUCACUGAGAAUGGGGAAAGUGUGGUUCAUCUGGCUAUGGCAAUGAAUGCUCGAGACUUGCAUGAACAGGUCAAGGAACAGUGCCCUGAAGGAACACCAAUACCAUCCAUUCAAUGGCUCCGGUUGCAGUUCUGGCCAAGUAAGGCAUGUGCAGCUAGCAAAAGACACACAGGACGACUGAAAGUCAAAAUGGUUGUUGCAGCACGCCAGUUUAGAAAGAGUCAUGUAGAUGUCCACUAUGCAUCAGCUGUAUUUAGAUACCAGAAAGAAUUUUGUGUGCAGUUCCAGGAUAUUGCAACCCUUGUGUGCGAAGAUGACAAGCAUACCAUCAAAGUAGGGGAGCCUGGCUUUCCAGUAGCUGCUGUAGAGCGGGGCAAGCGUGUCAUUGUCGGCUUGAAACAGUCUUUCGAAGUUGGUGACCAUGACUUUACCAAGUUUUCAUUAUCUCCUUCCGUCUCACUAGUUGUAGAGAUCCCGGAUUCCAUAGAUGGAAGUUUCUAUGAUGGCCAAGUGUAUGUUGGUCUCAAAGACAAUGUCUUUGAACCUUCAUCUGCUCUUCGACAUGCAUGUGAAUUGAAUACUUGCCUGAAUACUUCAGAUCAGGACAAACCAGUAGAAUGUCACUAUCACGACGGUGGAUCCGAUCACAACUUACGUUUUCUUAGAACGCAACUUAGUCAAGUGGCAUACUUUCUGGAGCGAGAUUUAGACAUGCUUAUACUGGUGCAGACACCUCCACAACACUCAUGGAAGAAUCCUACAGAGCGAGUCAUGUCUAAUCUCAAUUUAGCUUUACAAGGUGUGGGUGUCAUGAGGACAGAAACAGAAACACAGGAGGGCGCACUGAAAUCUGCUAACAAUUUGAAAAAAAAUAGGAAAGUAGCGGAAAAAAUCCAAGUGCUCAACAUGAAACCUCUGACUCGCUUGAACAGCCCAAGAUCCUUCUGAGUUCUCAGUUUAAGAGAUGCCAACUCAAGGGGAAAGACUUCCAAGUGUUUACUGCUGCCACUAAAGAGGGCAUCACAAAGACGGCUUCACAACUUCACAAGAUAGACCCAGGCUUCAAUUUAGAUGUGCUAAUAGAUACGUCCAAGCCUUGCAAGAUUUCAAAGAAGCUAAAAAAAAUCAUGGAUAGUCAUACUCGGAAAGGCCACUAUCAAUUUAGCAUAAAAAAGUGCAAAGAAGAGAAUUGCGCUUGCAGAAUUCCCAGAACACAACCUGAUUUGUUUGACAAGCUCCACCACUUACCUUAUCCGAUUCCACAUAGAGAUCAUUACAAAUCAUUUCAGGUAUGCUCAAAUGAAAUUGCACCACUCACUGCAUCUACUACAAAAACCGAAAGAUGUGUAUUUUAUAAACGUUGUACUUGUGUAUUUUAGGAAUUGUAUGGAAAAGAUGAUGAUAGCAAUGAAGAGAAGCACGUACCGUCUAACCAGCUGAAAGCUGCUGCCCGUCAUCGGAUGCCUUUUUCACCAUCCUCCCAUAAGUCCAACAAUGCGAAGACUGUUAUUCAGGUAAAUUUGGACUAAUGUUAAACCUAUUUGCUGUCGUUAGAGUAGAGAACCGUGUUGUGUUCUAAAAUAUCAGUGCAAUUAACUUGUAUAAUCUAUUUAAAUUUGUUUUCUUUAUCCAGUGUGAUGACUGUUUGAAGUGGAGAGUGUGUUACGCAAGCCAUAUGCAUGUACUAAAGAAGAAUCAGAAACGUGAGCUGGAAAGCGCGCUGGACAACAUCGCGUACUCUUGUGGAUCUUGCUUUCAAGAUAUCAAAGACUACCAGGGUGGAAUCUUUGAGCAUGUUUACGUGAAUGACAAGCUUACUUGUGCCUCACCUAUGGAAACUCCAUACUACGUCACGUUUUCAGAUCCUUUAUGUUACUACUGUGGAAGCGAACAUGAUCUGACGUCAACUCCCGAAACGUACCCAAUAUGUGGUGGAUGUAAAGAACUGGGAAACAUUGUCAAGAACAGAAUUAAGCGUACCUUCGUUCCAAACGAAAAGUAG
This is a messenger RNA of Paramuricea clavata, 2248 nucleotides long. Lineage: Eukaryota; Metazoa; Cnidaria; Anthozoa; Malacalcyonacea; Plexauridae. The record is from the annotation of a GenBank genome assembly.